AUGAACGGGUUCGGGUCCCCCUACCUGUACGUGGGGGCCCCGGUGUCGCAGCCGCGGGCCCCGCUCCAGAGGACCCCGAAGUGCGCGCGCUGCCGGAACCACGGCGUGCUCUCGUGGCUCAAAGGCCACAAGCGGUACUGUCGCUUCAAGGACUGCACGUGCGAGAAGUGCAUCCUGAUCAUCGAGAGGCAGCGCGUGAUGGCUGCGCAGGUGGCGCUGCGCAGACAGCAGGCCAACGAGAGCCUGGACUCCCUGAUCCCCGAGGCCCUGCGGGUCCUGCCGGGGGUGGGCGGCCGGGGGGCCCCGCGGGGCCCCGACGAGCUGGACCUGAGCUGGAGCGGCCCGGAACCGCCGCGGAGCCGAACAGGUGGGAGAGCCGAACCCCUGGAGGACGGUCCAGACGGUCCAGACGGUCCAGAAGACGGUUCUGGACCAGAAAACGGGGGCAGCUCCAGUGAAAAGGAGCAGGAUCCGGCCAGCUCCCCGGAAGGAUCUAAACCCGGUUCCUGCUACACCCCGGACCCCCCAGAACCCUCAUCUCACCCGGAGGAGAGACGCCCCCCCAGAACUGGUGGCUCAGAGAAGGAGGUGGAGAGUCCCCCUCAGCGGUACGCCCCUGUGGACCAGGUGGUCCAAGGUCUCUCUGGGUCCAUCAGCCUCCCCCUCAGCCUCAGAACCAACCGUCCCCCCCUGGAGGUUCUAAAGAAGAUCUUCCCGUCUCACAAGCCCCCGGUGCUGGAUCUGAUUCUGCGGGGGUGUGGGGGGGACCUGGUGGGGGCCAUUGAGGUUCUGCUGUCCAGCCGGAACCCUGACGGGAGUGGACCUCCUCACAUAGACCCGCUCCCAGAAGGUCUGGUUCUGCCUCCGAAUGGACACCUGUUGGAUCCAGGUCUGGGCUCGUACCCCCACCCGGGCUCCUCCUCCAACAAGUGGUCUGUGGGCUCAGCCUUCCGGGUUCCGGACUCCCUGCGGUUUGGGUCAGAUCCGUCCCCGGGGGCGCUGGGGGUCCCGCUGCAGCACCCGUCCUUCCCCCAGCCGGGUCGGUACCCCCUGAUGCUGCGCAGCUCGCUCACACGCGCGCACGCCGGCCCGUUUGUGCACAACGACGUGACCCUGUGGGGGUCUGUGGCCCUGCAGCAGCAGUACCAGCUCCGGUCCGCGGCCCAGUACGUGUCCCCCUUCAGCCCCGGACCGGCCUCAGGACCCGCGGUGUUCCGAGGAUCCCCGCUGAUCCCGUCCAGAACCUCAGAGGAGCCGCGGGUCAACAUCCAGGAGGAGGCCUGCGUCAUGGGGUCCAAACCUGGACUCUACUCCCCCGAGGAGGAGUUCGAGGACCGCACAGAGUCUGCAGACACCCGGAUCCUGAACCGGACCCUGGACUCCUCCUGA
Messenger RNA from Nematolebias whitei (Rio pearlfish), 1389 nucleotides. It is a transcript of the gene dmrt3a, whose product is annotated as doublesex and mab-3 related transcription factor 3a. Lineage: Eukaryota; Metazoa; Chordata; Actinopteri; Cyprinodontiformes; Rivulidae. The coding region runs from base 1 to 1389 and encodes 462 amino acids. The record is from RefSeq and is a predicted model, not a curated record. The transcript has 2 exons. Gene Ontology annotation, biological process: male sex differentiation; regulation of transcription by RNA polymerase II. Gene Ontology annotation, molecular function: DNA-binding transcription factor activity, RNA polymerase II-specific; protein binding; RNA polymerase II cis-regulatory region sequence-specific DNA binding. Gene Ontology annotation, cellular component: nucleus.